Ascochyta rabiei is the source of this 1500-nucleotide messenger RNA. RefSeq names its product High-affinity nicotinic acid transporter. The record is from RefSeq and is a predicted model, not a curated record. Gene Ontology annotation, cellular component: plasma membrane. Gene Ontology annotation, molecular function: transmembrane transporter activity. The transcript is spliced from 6 exons. Gene Ontology annotation, biological process: transmembrane transport. The coding region runs from base 1 to 1500 and encodes 499 amino acids. NCBI's taxonomy places the organism in Eukaryota, Fungi, Ascomycota, Dothideomycetes, Pleosporales, Didymellaceae.
AUGUUCUCCACAAAAGAGAAGGACGUUCAGGCAUCGCCAGAUCUCAGUGACCAGAAGGAAAUACCCCAUUUCGACGGCAACUACAAUGAAGAAGCAACCGAGUUUGUUACGUGCCCGCCGCACACGACCGAGGCCAAGCUGGUCAGGCGAAUCGACCUUCAUGUCAUUCCCUUCCUCUGUAUCAUGUACUUGCUUGCUUUCCUGGACCGUGUCAACAUUGCCAAUGCAAACGUGUUCGGACUGAGCAAGGAACUCGACCUGCUUCACGACAACCGCUACAACAACGCCUUGGUCAUUUUCUUCAUCCCCUACAUCCUGCUUGAAAUUCCCUCCAACCUCCUCUUGAAGAAGCUCAAGCCAAGAAUCUGGCUGUCCAUCUGCAUGUUCGGCUUCGGAGUCGUGACUAUGCUGCAAGGCUUCGUGCAGAGCUACUCUGGACUCUUAGCCACGCGCUUCUUUCUCGGCGUCUUCGAGACGGGAAUGUUCCCGGGUGCAUUUUAUUUAAUCGGCAUGUGGUACCGCCGCCACGAGGCCCAGAAGCGCUAUUCUUUCUUCUUCUCCUCGACCACACUCGCCGGUGCCUUUGGAGGACUUCUUGCCAGUGCCAUUGGUAAGAUGGACGGUAUGAGAGGCUACAUGGGUUGGCGCUGGAUCUUCAUCCUGGAAGGCCUUCUCACCGUCGUUGCCUCCUUCUUUUUCUUCUUCCUGCUGCCUAACUUCCCCGAGGAAUCAAAAUGGCUUACCGAGGAGGAGCGCGCCUUCGUCAAGGCACGUCUGCAGGUCGACCAAGGCAGAUCGGCUCGUGAGCGAAAGAUGUCGCUUGGCGAUGUUGGCCGCGUCUUCAAGGACGUCAAGGUCGUGAUCGGCGGCUUCAUGUACUUUGGUCUUAUUGUGCCUGCCUACGGCUACGCCUACUUCAGCCCUUCUAUUAUCCAGACGUACGGCUACAGCCCGAUUCAAACUCAACUUCACUCUGUCCCACCGUGGGCUGCUGCCUUUGGCUUCUCCAUGUUGGUCGCAUGGUUCUCGGAUCGACUGAAGCACCGCUUCUUGUUCACCGUCUUCCCCAUCUGCAUUUGCAUCACAGGUUUUGCCAUCCUCAUCUCGGUGCACAACAAGCCGAAUCUUCAGUAUGCCGCAUUGUUCCUUGUUGCCAUGGGUGCAUAUACUGCGAUGCCUGUCAUUGUCUGUUGGUUUAACAUGAACCUCGGUGGCCACCACCGUCGCUCUGUAGGCUCGGCUUGGCAGAUAGCUUUCGGAAAUGUUGGAGGAAUCAUUGCGGUGUAUGCCUUUCUGAAGAAGGAUGCGCCCAAGUAUGUUCCGGGAUACUCCAUCUGCAUUGCCUUUGUGUGCUUGAGUGCGCUCAGCUGCUGUGUGUACUUCGUCGCGUGCUUUGCGCAAAACCGAUCGAGAGACAGGAGUGUCAGGGAUGUGGGCUUGACGGAAUACGAGAAGACUGAAAUGGGCGAUCUGAACCCAGACUAUAGAUAUCUGUUGUAG